This is a messenger RNA of Lentinula edodes (shiitake mushroom), 5673 nucleotides long. RefSeq lists its product as uncharacterized. Gene Ontology annotation, biological process: protein import into nucleus; mRNA export from nucleus. Gene Ontology annotation, cellular component: nuclear pore. NCBI's taxonomy places the organism in Eukaryota, Fungi, Basidiomycota, Agaricomycetes, Agaricales, Omphalotaceae. The record is from RefSeq and is a predicted model, not a curated record. Gene Ontology annotation, molecular function: structural constituent of nuclear pore. The transcript has 19 exons. The coding region runs from base 1 to 5673 and encodes 1890 amino acids.
AUGGUGGGGACUCGUCGGACGAGCAAAUUUCCUUCCACUACAGAGGAUGAAGGUGGACCAAGUACCACCGAAGACUCCCAUAACUCCUCCUUCAUUGUCCCCAUUCCAGAGGAUUUCGACAUCGAAGCCUUCACCAGCCUCAUUCCCAACUUUGACAUUCAUUCACCGUCUCCAGAAUCUCUUGUAAAUCUUUACCAACUUCUGCUAGAGCAGUCGGGUGCUGUUGAUGCUGCACAGCGCGAUGUAGAUGAGCUGCGGGCAGAAUCAGAGCGGAAAGAUGUCGAGCUUGAUCAGGCUCUUCAGGACCGCGAGCAAUCCUCGAAGGAUUUGGAGCAGCAAGUUGAGCGGCUCCAGGAGGAGCUGACACAGGUCAAGCAGGAGAGAGACCAUCUUUUGGCAUCCCAAAACGAGCUGCAAACACGUAUCACAGGUCUUGCUUCGUCGCAAACUACUUCUUCUCGGGAGGCGGAAGAACUUAAACAUCGUCUGGAAGACGCAGAACGUGAGAAGCGGGAUCUCAUCAAUGUUAUAAGUCGUUUGAAGCAGGAUGGAUCCGAACGUGACGACGAAAUCAAUACCUUGCGCUCGAAUCUUAAGGAGGCCCGUGCAGAACAUCAAGAGCUAGAAUCAAAAUUCAGGGAAAUUCGUGCAACCGAAACAUCCACAAAGUUCAAACUCGAUUCUCUGACGCAACAACUACAACUGGCACAAUCCGAAGUCGAGCGCGUCAAUGUAGAACUGACAACAAAGUCUGAAGAAUAUGGCAACUAUCGGCGGACAAAACAAGCGGAACUGGUUGCACUUCAAGCCAGUCUCAACGACAUGACGCAGAACCAUAGCUCUUUACAGGCCAAUCUGAAAGCUUUGCAGACAUCUCAUGCCUCUCAAACUCAUCAAUUAACACAAGCACUCACAAAAGUACAAGAUCUCAAUGGUCAAAUUGCAGAGCAGGAGGCCACGUACUCUACUGAGACGAAUUCUUUGCAUCGUCUUGUCGAAGUGUUGGAGGCACGCGAGAAGCAGGCGAAGGACUUUGUCGAGAAUAUGGAACGGGAUUGGGCCGAACUGGGUGAAAGGGCUGAUGAGCGUGAGGCUAAUCUCAAGGCCGACAUUGAGAAGGAAAGGCGGGCCCGCGAGGAAGCAGAGAAUAGAAUUGAACAGUUGGAGAAGGUAUUGGACAAAAUGGGACGGGGUGAACUUCCGAUUCCAGGCCGCGGUGCUGCUGGAACUCCCUCAAGACGAACCUCGGGUGUAUUUGACGAAGUUCACGAUGGUUUGGUGGGUCUCAGUCCAACAAUUGCGAUAGUCAGCAAGACCCAGAAGAGCGGCAAAAGUUUCACGGAAGUUUACGCGGAUUACGUUCGGCUUCAGGAUCUUUAUGAAAAGAAGUGCAUAGAGUCCAAAAACAUGGAGGCAGCAAUGGAAGAUGUAUUGGCCCAACUUGAAGAACGGGCUCCUGUUCUUUCGCAGCAACGAAUAGAAUACGAACGACUUCAAUCAGAAGCGUCGCAGCUUGCGUCCGAACUAGCUCAGGCCAUCUCCGACCGCGACGUGCAAUAUCAAGCUGCGCAGGAUAACGCACAAAAACUCCACAAAUCGUCACGAGAGAUUGAUCUUUUGCAGCAACAGCUGGAUGACCUUGGGCUCCAGGUUCGAGCACUACUGAAAGAAAUUGGGCGUCGUGAUGAUCCAAAUCUCCCGUCAGAUGAAGAGCUAGAAAACGUCAUCGCAGCGGAAGUCGUCGAGGAUGUCAUUACCAACAACCUUGUUCUGUUCCGUUCGAUCGAUGAAGUGCAGCUGCAGAAUCAAAGACUUCUUCGAAUUGUCCGCGGCAUGGGUGAAAAGAUGGAAGAGGCUGAGAAAAAACAGAAGGCGAAAAUGGAGGCGGAGCAGGCCGAGGCAAUCAGGGAGGCUCAUGAAACAAUGGAGAAUCUCGCCGCCGAACUUGACCGACAAAAGAAACACAGCGACAAUGUUAUCCAGGCCUACGUGAAGGAGAGGGAUGCACUUAAAGCGAUUAUUGCCCGGUCGAAUCAUAACGAAGGACACACUGGUAUCCCAACCGACUCCAGCGAAAUCGGUGUCUCAGACGCGUCGUCCAGCGUCGCGAAAGAGUUGGCUGAAAUUCAGAGUCAGUUUGAUACAUAUCGAACGGAGAUGGGAGUCGACUCGGUGAAACUCAGGGAAGAUAACAUUGCUGCUCAUAGAGAAAUCGGACAGUUACAAGCUGCACUCGCCAAAGCGUCCGCUAAGAAUGAAAAUCAAAUCGAACGCCUUCGCAUGCUUCAAGAUCAAAUCGGCCUUCAGAACCAGGAGCUGAAUGAUCUUACCAAGCGGAACCAGCAAUUACUCGACCAAUGGACUCGUGUUGACGUUGAGUGUGGUCGUGUCACAGAAGAUUUGCAUGUGACCUCUGGUCGUGUCGAACAACUUCGAAGUGAGUGUGCCAACCUACGCGCAGAGAAGGGUAUUUGGGAGAGUAUUCAAAGUCGCCUAGUCGAAGAAAACAAGAGCUUGGCGUUGGAACGUUCUCACCUUUCCGCCUUGAUGAGCAAUGUUCAAAGGAUGCAUAGUGAAUUAGAGCGAUCCGGAGAGAACGACCGUCGUCGUCUAGAAAAUCAACUCCAGCUAACCGAGAGCCAGUCGCAAGAAUUGAGAAAUCAAGUUACACAAGAACGCGAAGCCGUCAGAAACCUUUCGCUCCAGAAAGAUAUAGAGGUCAGAGAUCUGCAAAAUCGCCUCGACAAAUCGACGCAAGAGUUGUCAAAGACUCGUGAAGCUCUAGCUAUAGCUGAAACUAGCAAAGUGCACCUUGAGGAACGUGUUGGCGAUCUUACCAAGCAUAUGAAAGGCAACGAAGAGAAGCUUGCAGUCUAUGAACGCCGCAGCGGUGCCUACUCCUCCAUGGAACAAUCCGACCUGACUCGGGAGCAGCAGCUCGAGUCUGAAGUCGCAGGACUACGAUCGGCCCUCAAAGUCGCAGAGUUUGACCUCACCCAAGCAAAAGGACAUGUACAACAAUUCCAGAGUAUCAGCGAAGCGAAUGAGACUGCCCUGACUGAAUUCCAAAGCACUCAUGAAGAAUACAUUGCCUCUACAGACGCACAAAUUGCCAAGUCCGAGUCCGACAGACGAGUCCUUGAGGAAAGAUUGCAAAUUGUUCAAGCAGAACUUGCGGAAUUGACCACGAAACACAACGACCUACAGAAACAAUAUGAAGAUGAUCGUGUUGCUUGGUCGAACGACAAGAAGACUCUCGAAGACACCAUCGUAGACCUCAGUACCUCUGAAAACGACCGCAACUCCCAUGAGAACGAUGUUAAACAACAAGAACAACGGGCUAAGGUUGCCGAGGAACGUUAUUCUAAUGAAGUUCUCUCUCAUGCGGAAUCAAUCAAGGCUCUCGAUAACUUGAAAAAGCAACUAGCUUCUGUUCAGGCCACUAUCAGGGAUUACCAAGUUGCUGCCGAAACUGCAACGUCCAAGCUCGCCACCUCAGAAGGCAGCUGGCAGCAACAAAAACAGACGCUUGACAACGAGACGAAAGAUCUGCGACAACGGUGCAACGAUCUGACAGAGCAAAACAACGUACUCCACCAUCACCUUGAAACGGUCAGCUCUCAAGCAGCACGCAUUCGGCAAGCAGCUGAAACAACAACGUCUACGAGCAGUGAAGCCGAUGUGAAUGAUAGCUCCGACGUAAAACUUUCCGAGAUGCGCUCUGUAGUUGCUUAUCUCCGUAAAGAAAAAGAGAUUGUGGACCUUCAGCUUGACCUCAGUAAACAGGAGAACACUCGUCUCAAAUCCCAGAUCGAGCAUUUGUAUCAAAAUCUCAAUGAAACGAGGCAGACUUUAUCUGAGGAACGAGAGAAAGCUGUAGAAGCUGCGACAUCCGGUGCAAAGCACGAAGAACUAAUCAAGAGGAUCAACCAAUUAAACAUCUUACGGGAGAGUAAUGCAACAUUACGAGCAGAUGGCGAAGCUCGAGCCAAACGUAUUAAGGAAUUGGAAACGAAGUUAGACCUUCUUGGAAACCAACUGGAACCUGCAAAAGAGGAGGCCCGUGUCGCUAAAGCUGAGCUUCAGGCCCGAGAUACUCAAAUCAAAAGGCUUGAAGAGGAGAACCGCAGAUGGCAAGGACGCAAUCAGCAAUUGUUGACCAAGUAUGACCGUAUCGAUCCAUCUGAGAUGCAGGCCCUAAAGGAUGAGAUUGAGCGUCUCAAAGCCGAGAAGUCUUCAUCAGAAAACGUUAUCAAAGAACGAGAGGAUGAGCUGAAUCAGACCAAGUCCCGCGUCGAGGCACUUGAGAAAGCACUUGCCACUUACAAGGAAACAUAUGCGAAAAACAUGAAUAGCUUCAAAUCGAAACUGGGUGAAUUGAACGCUGUCAGGUCGAAGCUAACAACUGAGAAAAAGGAGCUCGAGGAAAAGGUUUCUGCUCUAGAAGGACAGACGCGUAAUCUUGAGGCUACCCUUGAUUCGUUGAAAACUGAAAAGGAAUCGUCUGGCUCCGCUUCAGCUCUGCCAGACGGCGCUGCCGAUCCGGAUGUUGUGGCUUUACGUGCUGAACGCGACCUAUUGCUGGCCGAAAAAGCCUCCUGGGCAGCUUCUCAGACUAAUUCGGAAACGCUGUCAUCUUGGGAUACCGAGAAGGCUGCACUCAUUGCAGCGCGGGAGCAGGCUGAAACGGCGUUGAAGACUGCCACUGAAAAGGCCGAGUCUGCGUCCAACACCGCCAAGAGCAAUAAAGCUGCAUUUGCAAGUCUUUUCGCUCUCAACAAAGCUCGCGAGGAAGACGCGCACAAAGCCACUGCCGCACUGGAGGCAGCUGUGUCUGCCGCAGUUGCAAAAGUCAAGGACGAGUUGCAAACAAGGGAAAUACCUCCAGACGACUUCGUGGCAAAGCAUCAGGCCGAACUCAAAGCAUUGGAAGUGCGUCUCAUUGCUGCACACCAGGAAGAGCUCAAAAAUGCUACCGGAAACAAGGGUUCGUCGACCUCCGGGUCUGAGAUUGAUGUUCAAGCGGCGGUCGCUGCGGCGAUCGCUGCACACGACAAGGAGCGGGAUGUGAAGAUCGCGGAAGAGAUAUCGGCCGCUGUAGAGAGAGGAAGAAUGGAAGCAGCGUCUAAGAUGAAGCUGAGAGAUUCACAGAUCGUCCGAGUACAGACAAAAUUGAAAGAAUACGAAGCUCAAAUCCAGACCUGGAAACAAGAAGGAAUUUUACCGAAAGAUGCAAAGGUAGCCCCACUUUCUGGCAAAGCCCCGCCGCCCCCGAGCCCUUCUACAUCUUCCAAUCUUUCCACCCCCGUAACACCCUCUACAGCACCUGCCCCUACCACCGCUUCUGCAAAUGCGUCCCUUCCCCGAAAGCCUUCCGUCCCGUCCGCUACCCCCUCUUCUUCUACCAUUGUAUCGACCCCUCCUGGGAUCGGUCGUGGGCGAGGGGGUCCUUCGGCCGUCGUCCGUGGUGCCAUUCGAGGUGCUGCACGUGGUGCUCCAGGUACUGGAAGGGGUGCUAAGCCCUCACAGCCUUUGAGUGGUGGAAUCACAAUUCAAGGUGCUGCCAAACGACCUGCCCCUGAAUCCGCAGCGGAUGAUACUCUUGCAAAACGGUUGAAACCAGCCGCUGGGAAUCCCGUGACUCUGAGGCGGCCACCUCCUCCUGGCCAGUAG